Messenger RNA from Anisakis simplex (herring worm), 252 nucleotides. The record is from the annotation of a GenBank genome assembly. NCBI's taxonomy places the organism in Eukaryota, Metazoa, Nematoda, Chromadorea, Rhabditida, Anisakidae.
UUACUGAAUGAGGUGAUUCGACCGUUGCGACGAAGCGAUAAGAGUGGAGGAUGGAAUGUGUUGGUGGUGGAUCGUUUGGCGAUGAGGAUGCUGAGUGCUUGUUGUAAGAUGCACGAUAUCAUGGACGAAGGCAUCACCAUCGUCGAGGACAUCAACAAACGCAGAGAACCGCUCACGGUUUGCGCCUUUCCUCACUUCUUAUCAGCAGUAUCAUUCAUUGGUCAACUGAAAGCAACACUGAACCGAUAUUAA